Molecule: messenger RNA, 1116 nt
Organism: Rangifer tarandus platyrhynchus (Svalbard reindeer)
Lineage: Eukaryota; Metazoa; Chordata; Mammalia; Artiodactyla; Cervidae
Source: the annotation of a GenBank genome assembly
AUGGGACAUAAAGUGGUCGUAUUCGACAUUUCCGUCGUCAGAGCCUUGUGGGAAACUCGUGUCAAGAAGCACAAAGCCUGGCAGAAGAAGGAGGCAGAAAGGCUUGAGAAAAGCGCUUUGGAAAAGAUAAAGGAGGAGUGGAACUUCGUGGCCGAGUGCCGGAGGAAAGGCAUUCCCCAGGCCGAGUACUGCAAGAACGGCUUCAUAGACACCAGCGUGAGGCUGCUGGAACGGAUCGAAAGGCGCUCUCUCGCUGCGCAGAGCGCGCUUUCCAAGGAGAGAGACAAACGGAGCAGUGAGUUUGUGUUUGAACUUUCCGGCGAUCACUGGAAGGAGUUCCCAGAUUCUUUGAAGGAGCAGACGCAUCUGAAAGAAUGGCACAUCAGCAAUACUCUGAUUCAAAUCAUUCCUAAGUAUAUAGAACUGUUUCAAGCCAUGAGGAUUCUGGAUCUGCCAAAAAACCAGAUCUCCCGUCUUCCAGCUGAAAUCGGUUGCUUGAAGAACCUCAAGGAACUCAACGUGAGUUUCAACCGUCUGAAGAGCAUUCCUCCAGAACUGGGAGACUGUGAAAAUCUAGAGAAACUGGAUUGUUCUGGAAAUCUAGAAUUAACCGAGCUCCCUUUUGAAUUAAGUAAUUUGAAGCAAGUUUCAUUCGUAGAUAUCUCAGCAAACAAGUUUGCCAGUGUCCCGAUCUGUGUCCUGCGGAUGUCUAAUUUGCAGUGGUUGGAUAUCAGCAACAAUAACUUGAAUGACCUGCCACAAGACAUAGACAGGCUAGAAGGACUGCAGACCUUUCUCCUAUACAAGAACAAGCUCACCUACCUUCCCUAUGCCUUGCUUAACCUAAAGAAGCUCACCUUGUUAGUCGUCAGCGGGGACCACUUGGUGGAGCUCCCAACAGCCCUCUGUGACUCCUCCACGCCUUUAAAAUUUGUAAGUCUUAAGGACAAUCCUCUUGAGAACACCCAGUGUCAAGAUGGUGAUGAAAUGAUGGAGAGUGAACGAGAUCGCCAACAUUUUGAUAAAGAAUUUAUGAAAGCCUACAUUGAAGAUCUUAAAGAAAGAGAUUCUGUUCCCAGCUAUACCACUAAAGUAUCUUUCAGCCUUCAGCUUUGA